UCCCGCCCUCCUCAGCCAGCUGGAACAACACCCUCAAGAAGAAGAAAAAGAAGCCCAUUCCUCCUUCAAGUAGAGACAUGAAAUAGUCCAAACGUAACAAUUAAAUGCACAAAUAAUGUCGGAGUCUCCCAACUUUUCAGAAAUAAUUUCUCAGAUUUUACAAGAGGUGCCAACAGUUAGCAGGAAUCUCGGUGAGAACCAAAACAACCUGCUUAAAGUUGCAGAUUACUGCGAAAACAACUACCUGCAGGCAGAUGAUCCAAGCAAGGUAUUGGAGGAGUCCAAGGCUUUAGCCAUUCAGGCGUUGGCGAGUGUAACUUACCAGAUCAACAAUGUUGCAACUUUACUGCUCAGACUGCUGGACUCUCAGACCAUGCAGCUCAGCAACAUGGAGUCUUCAGUCAACCUGCUGUCACUGGCUGCAGCCAUCCACUAUGAGAAGGUGGCCAGAAGGGAGAUCAGCACUUUCACCAUUUCCCAAAACAAGAUCCGCUCCAAACUUGUGGCCCGGCCUCCUUCAGGCAAGGAAGCAGAGAGAAGCUACUCCAGGGUACCAAUAUCAUACUCUAUUUUGGACUCCACUGGACAUUGUUUCCAGGUCACCAGGGAGACACCCACUAAGGGGCAAGGGAACACCGGGGACAGGACACUGAGCAUUGCAGAAGUUCCCUCGUCCAAUCAAGGCAUCGCUGUACCGCCACCAUCACUUCCUGCUGAUCCUAACACCCACAAUGACCUUCCUCUUCCUCCUCAUCAGCAAAAUUCAUUGGACCUCAGUAUGUCUCCUCCUCCUCCUCCUCCUCCUCCUCCUCCUCCUCCUGCAUCUCCCACUUCCUGUAUGGACACCAGCCUGCCAACACCACCUUCUUUGACCUCACCAACAUGUCUGCCCCCACCACCACCACCAAACAACCUCCUUUCUCCUUCUCCCGUAGCAGGAGGUAUGCAUCUCUUGCCUCCACCUCCACCCACUGGCAACUCCAACACUGUGCCUCCCACACCAAACAUCUUUUCACCUCCUGCAUUAGCAGAUGCUUCUCUCCCACCUCCCCCUGUAACAAGAGGUACACCACCACCUCCUCCUCCUCCUCCUCCUCCUCCACUUCCUGCAUCUCUCACUUCCUCUAUUGACGCCAGUCUGCCAACACCACCUUCUUUAACCUCACCAACACGCCUGCCCCCACCACCAAACAACCUCCUUUCUCCUCCCGUAGCAGGAGGUACGCAUCUCUUGCCUCCACCUCCACCCACUGGCACCUCCAACACUGUGCCUCCCCCACCAAACAUCUUUUCACCUCCUGCAGUAGCAGAUGCUUCUCUCCCGCCUCCCCCUGUAACAGGAGGUACACCACUUCCUCCUCCACUUCCAGCAUCUCCCACUUCCUGUAUGGACACCAGCCUGCCAACACCACCUUCUUUGACCUCACCAACAUGUCUGCCACCACCACCACCACCAAACAACCUCCUUUCGUCUCCCCUAGCAGGAGGUGCGCAUCUCUUGCCUCCACCUCCACCUCCACCCGCUGGCACCGCCAACAUUGUGCCACCCCCACCAAACAUCUUUUCACCUCCUUCAGGAGCAAAUGCCUCUCUACCACCUCCCAAUGUAACAGCAACUCCUCCUCCUCCUCCCCCCACUUCUGGUAUGGACACCAGCCUGCCAUCACCACCACCUCCUCCACCAAACUUAUUUUCUCCGCCUCAUGUAGCAGGAGCUCCUCCUCUCCCCCCUCCUCCUCCACCUCCACCCACUGGCAUCGCCAACAUGUUGCCAGCUCUUCCACCUCCACCCGUACAUUAACACACCCAUUUCCUAUGAAAGCAGCUGAAAUGCAACACUACUGUGUUACAGUAUAUAGUGUAUACAGUAUAAUGCAGUAUAUAUAAUACAGUAUACUGUAUAUCAGGGGUCAAAGACCUUUUUGAAACCAUGAGCUACUUCUUGGGUACUGAUUAAUGCGAAGGGCUACCAGUUUGAUACACACCUAAAUAAAGUGCCAGAAAUAGCCAAUUUGCUCAAUUUACCUUUAAUAAAUCAAUUUAUAUAUAUAUAUUUUUAAAAAAGGGGUAUUUCUGCCUGUCAUUCCGUCGUACAUUUUUUUUUCUUUUACGGAAGGUUUUUUGUAGAGAAUAAAUGAUGAAAAAACACUUAAUUGAACAAUUUAAAAGAAGAGAAAACACAAAAAAAAUGAAAAUAAAAUUUUGAAACAUAGUUUAUCUUCAAUUUCGACUCUUUAAAAUUCAACCAGAAAAAUGAAGAGAAAAACUAGCUAAUUCAAAUCUUUUUGAAAAAGUUUAUAAAAUAAUGUAUGGAACAUCAUUAGUAAUUUUUCCUGAUUAAGAUUUUUUUUUUAAUUUUGAUUACAUUUUUAAAUAGGUAAAAAUCCAAUCUGCACUUUGUUAGAAUAUAUAACAAAUUGGACCACAAUCCUUUUUUCUUCUAGAUUUUCCAGAACAAGAAUUUUAAAAGAAAUUCAAAAGACUUUGAAAUAAGAUUUAAAUUUGAUUCUACAGAUUUUCUAGAUUUUCCAGAAUAUUCUUUUUUAAUUUUAAUCAUAAGUUUGAAGAAAUAUUUCACAAAUAUUCUUGGUAAAAAAAACAGCAUGCUAAAAUGAAGAAUUAAAUUCAAAUGUAUUUAACAUUCUUUACAAAAAAAAAAAAAAAAAUACUUAAACAUUGAUUUAAAUUGUCAGAAAAGAAGAGGAAGGAAUUUAAAAGGUAAAAAGGUAUAUGUGUUUAAAAAUCCUAAAAUCCUUUUUAAGGUUGUAUUUUUUCUUUAAAAUUGUCUUUCUGAAAGUUAUAAAAAGCAAAGUAAAAAAAUAAAAGAAUUUAUUUAAACAAGUGAAGACCAAGUCUUUAAAAUGUUUUCUUGGAUUUUCAAAUUGUAUUUGAGUUUUGUCUCUCUUAGAAUUAAAAAUGUCGAGCAAAGCGAGACCAACUUGCUAGUAAAUAAUAAAAAAUAGAGGCAGCUCACUGGUAAGUGCUGCUAUUUGAGCUAUUUUUAGAACAGGCCAGAGGGCUACUCAUCUGGUCCUUACGGGGUACCUGGUGCCCGCGGGCACCGCGUUGGUGACCCCUGGUAUAUAUGAUACAGUGCAUAUUAUACAGUAUAUAUGAUACCGUAUAGAGGUGAGUGCCAUUCAAUACUGUAUGUUGAUGAUCACCUCAGCACUACUCCCUGAUGACAACUACUUCUAUAGCAGAAUAUUUUGGUCCAAGCUCUUGUUGGGCCUCGCACAUCCAACAUGUUUGAACAGCACUCAAGACAUUCCUAGAAAACAAGCUCCAACACACUUUGUCCUUCCUCUGCCUUAUUGGCUCUCUUUUUAGAAUGUGCUAGAAUUUCCAAAAACAAAAGACUGCGACCUUUGAUCCGAUGACAGCGGCAUUAUUGUAUGAUAUAAAUAUGACGACAAUAUACCCACGCAUGGAGCCCUUGAUAGCGUCAGUGAGCUUGUAAAAUGAUUUUAACGAGGGUUUCACCUGCAGGGCAAGUUGGCACACAGGAAGAGGAGGGAGGAGUCAAGUUGUUACUACAUCAAACUUUAUACAACUACAACUAGCACAUGCUGUAUAGCGUACAGUGUGUUAGUCAUUUUAUAAUACAAAGUAAAAACAGUAAAACGCUGACUGAUCUGUUGAUAAUGAUGUAAACCAUGGGUGUCAAACUCCGGCCCACGGGCCAAAUUUGGCCCGCCAUGUAAUUUCAUUUGGCCAUUGAGGCAAUAUCAAAUUAACAGUAGAGCUGGCCCACCGGUAUUAUAGAGGGUCUGUGCCGCUGUAACACCACGUACACCGCUAAUAUUCAUACUUGCCAACCCUCCCGAUUUUCCCGGGAGACAUCCGGAGUUCAGUGUCCCUCCCGAAAAUCUCCCCGGGCAACCAUUCUCCCGAAUAUCUGCCUUUAACGUUCUUUAAAACCUGUCGUCACGUCCACUUAUCCUCCAUACAAACAGCUUCAUAAUAUAAGCGGCUUAUAUACACUCAUAAGUGAAUGCAUCGCAUACUUGGUCAACAGUCAUACAGUUGACACUUGAGGGUGGCCGUAUAAACAACUUUAACACUGUUCCAAAUAUGUGCCACACUGUGAACCCACACCAAACAAGAAUGACAAACACAUUUCGGGAGAACAUCUGUAUCGUAACACAACAGAACAAAUACCCAGAAACCCUUGCAGCACUAACUCUUCUGGGACACUACAAUACACGCUACCACCUAAAACGUUAAUUUGUUCAACCUUGGCCCGCGGCUUUGUUCAGUUUUAAAUUUUGGCCCACAAUGUAUUUGAGUUUGACACCCCUGAUCUAAACGAAGGGGUGGCGUCGCUCAGAUGCUUCCGCCAUCCUAGUCACUGCCGUUGUGUCCUUGGGCAAGGCACUUCACUUGGUAAAAUAAAGGUUAACAUUUUGUUUAAAUCCAUUUUGUAAUUCAUUACAAUUGUUGAAUUGCGCCCUGCAAUGAGGGAGCAACUUGUCCAGGGUGUAGACCGCCUUCCGCCCGAUUGUAGCUGAGAAGGCACCAGCGCCCCCCCGCGACCCCAAAGGGAAUAAGCGGUAGAAAAUGGAUGGAUUGUUGAAUUGCUUCUAUAGACUGUAGUCAUUUUAAUGUAAUAAUUAGCAUGAGUAAUAAAGUAAUCUGUAAUAAAUAUUUGCUGUUAAUAAGAAAUAUUGGAGAAUACAAUGCAAGUCUGUUAACAGCCUUUUUUUAAAAAUGAUAAUUAUUACGUUCCUGACAUUCCUGCCACGGGCGCCGGAUCCAACUGACUUGAAACCAAAGCCGUGCAGGAACGUCUCAUCAGAGCAAAGUAUAUUAAUGAUUACAAUUAUUGUCAUUACUUAAAUAAAAAUGGGAAAGCAGUCUGUUUAAAUUGACUUUUUUUUUUCAAAUAAGUGAAUUUUAGAACCCUGCAACAACCUAAUUUUGUUCUUCUUCUCAGCAGAUAUUGUAAAAGUUUUUAUUCUAUCGACUGUACAUCCGUAAAGUAUUCACAGCGCUUCCUUAAGUUAUGUUACAGCCUUAUUCCAAAAUGUAAUAAUAUAAAUUUUUUGUCCUCAAAAUUCUGCACACAACACCUCAAAAUGACAAGUUUUUGUUUUUUUUCCUUAAAAAAAACCAUGUACAUAAGUAUUGAGAUCCAUGGAUCAAUACGUUGUUGAUGCACCUUUGGCAGCAAUUAUAGCCUCAAAUAUUCUUUGAAUAGGAUGCCGCAAGCUUGACACACCUAACUUUGACCUCUUUGCAGCACCUCUUAACCUUCAUCAGGUUGGAUGGCAAGUGUUGGUUUUUAUCCGGGAUGUCUCUGUACAUUGCUGCAUUCUACUGUGUACAUGUGAGUACAUCGUUUUUUUGAAUACACUUGCAAAUUAACCACCAAAAAAAAAACCUUCACAUUGUCACAUGGUAUUGUCUGUAUAAUUUUGAGCACAAAAAUGUGUGUAUUCCAUUUCGGAAUUGGGCUGUUACAUAAAAUGUGGAAAAAGUUAAGUAUUUUCUGGAUGUGCAGUAUUUCAGGCACAACCAACCAAAUGUAUUUAAUUCAAGUUAGUAAUAUAAAUGCAACUAUUUAGUUUCUGCUUUAUGCAAUUAUGUUUAUGGGCUUCAUUUAUUCUAAACCCGCAAAACGUAACCACUUUUGUCAUUUCUGUAAGAAGCUUAAACAAGAAGAUACGGCCAUGGCCAUGUAGAAAAAUAAUAUCAAUGAGUUAUCAGCUUGCCAGAUGGCAUGUGCUGCUCACGGCCACUAGGGGGCAGAUUUACUAGUAUCUAGGGUAGUGGUUCUCAACCUUUUUUCAGUGAUGUACCCCCUGUGAACAUGUUUUUAAUUCAAGUACCCCCUAAUCAGAGCAAAGCAUUUUUGGUUGAAAAAAAGAGAUAAAGAAGUAAAAUACAGCACUAUGUCAUCAGUUUCUGAUUUAUUAAAUUGUAUAACUGCAAAAUAUUACUAAUUUGUAGUGGUCUUUCUUGAACUAUUUGGAAAAAAAAGAUAUUAAAAAAAAUAAACUUGUUGAAAAAUAAACAAGUGAUUCAAUUAUAAAGAUUUCUACACAUAGAAGUAAUCAUCAACUUAAAGUGCCCUCUUUGGGGAUUGUAAUGGAGAUCCAUCUUGAUUCAUGAACUUAAUUCUAAACAUUUCUUCACAAAAAAAGAAAUCUUUAACAUCAAUAUUUAUGGAACAUGUCCACAAAAAAUCUAGCUGUCAAAACUGAAUAUUGCAUUGUUGCAUUUCUUUUCACAGUUUAUGAACUUACAUUCAUAUUUUGCUGAAGUAUUAUUCCCUAAAUAUAUUUAUAAAGGAUUUACGAAGUGUUGCUAUUUUUAGAAUAUUUAAAAAAUAAUCUCACGUACCCCUUGGCAUACCUUCAAGUACCCCCAGGGGUACGUGUACUCCCAUUUGAGAACCACUGAUCUAGGGCAGCGUGUCAAAAGAUUUGGCCUGUCACAUUAUGCCAUACGGCCCGUGAAAACCUGGUGAUGAUAUGCGUCAAUAAAGUACAAUAUUUUUUCUUA
This is a messenger RNA of Nerophis ophidion (straightnose pipefish), 6507 nucleotides long. It is a transcript of the gene abi3b, whose product is annotated as ABI family, member 3b. Lineage: Eukaryota; Metazoa; Chordata; Actinopteri; Syngnathiformes; Syngnathidae. Gene Ontology annotation, molecular function: SH3 domain binding. The transcript is spliced from 5 exons. The coding region runs from base 116 to 1801 and encodes 561 amino acids. Gene Ontology annotation, cellular component: lamellipodium. The record is from RefSeq and is a predicted model, not a curated record.